UUGCCCGACUUGAAGGUAGAAGUUCCUUGAAAGAAAUAGAACCACAUCUGUUUGCUGAUGAAGAUUCACCUGUGCAUGGUGAUAUUCUUGAAUUUCAUGGCUCAGAAGGAACAGGAAAAACAGAAAUGCUUUAUCACCUAACAGCACGAUGUAUACUUCCCAAAUCAGAAGGUGGCCUGGAAGUAGAAGUCUUAUUUAUUGACACAGAUUACCACUUCGAUAUGCUCCGGCUGGUUACAGUUCUUGAGCACAGACUAUCCCAAAGCUCUGAAGAAAUAAUCAAAUACUGCCUGGGAAGAUUUUUUUUGGUGUACUGCAGUAGUAGCACCCACCUACUUCUUACGCUUUACUCGCUAGAAAGUAUGUUUUGUAGUCACCCGUCUCUCUGCCUUUUGAUUUUGGAUAGCCUGUCAGCUUUUUACUGGAUAGACCGUGUCAAUGGAGGAGAGAGUGUUAACUUACAGGAGUCUACUCUGAGGAAAUGUUCUCAGUGCUUAAAGAAGCUUGUAAAUGACUAUCGCCUGGUUCUUUUUGCAACGACACAAACGAUAAUGCAGAAAGCCUCGAACUCGUCGGAAGAACCUUCUCAUGCCUCUCGACGCCUGUGUGACGUGGACAUAGACUACAGACCCUACCUCUGUAAGGCAUGGCAGCAACUGGUGAAGCACAGGAUGUUUUUCUCCAAACAAGAUGAUUCUCAAAGCAGCAACCAAUUUUCAUUAGUUUCACGUUGUUUAAAAAGUAACAGUUUUAAAAAACAUUUUUUUAUUAUUGGAGAAAGUGGGGUUGAAUUUUGUUGAUAUGUAUCAUAAAAUAAGUCUUUUGCAGGGUACUAUGCAAACCUUAAAAUUUUUCUU
Molecule: messenger RNA, 857 nt
Organism: Mandrillus leucophaeus (drill)
Lineage: Eukaryota; Metazoa; Chordata; Mammalia; Primates; Cercopithecidae
Gene: XRCC2
Product: X-ray repair complementing defective repair in Chinese hamster cells 2
Exons: 2
Coding region: 126-800 (224 amino acids)
Biological process (GO): double-strand break repair via homologous recombination; DNA strand invasion
Cellular component (GO): Rad51B-Rad51C-Rad51D-XRCC2 complex; replication fork; centrosome
Molecular function (GO): ATP-dependent DNA damage sensor activity; four-way junction DNA binding; ATP binding
Source: RefSeq, a predicted model, not a curated record